UUUGACCUCCUGACCCGGAUAGCGAGGCAAGCGGCCAGCAAUGGCGUGUUACCCCAAAAGACGCGGGCUUUCUUCUCGCUUCUCCCGUUGAGGACGACGACAACAAGGAGACAACCGCCCACAGACACUGUAUCCACCCCGGGGAGUCGCCGCUGGGUGACAGGUGACAGGUGGAGGUCUGGCAUCGCAGUGUAAAUGAAAGCUGAGUUGUUCAUGGUGAUGGUCGUUAGAGGUGCUGGCGAGCUCUUCUGUCACAGACACAACGAUUCCUAACUCAAGACUGAAACCUUCGGGGUCGACAUCUGCUACACACCAUUCUGCGUUUGUGGGUCCAGCAUGGACGACAUCCUCCCCGCACGAUGUCUGCUCACCGGCCUGCACAUCAGCAUGGCGCUGGCAGCCGGCGUUUCCUUGGUAACGCUACUGGUGCAGUGGACGCAGUCCUUGGACUGUCUGCCGCCUGUCAUCGACGUGUACGGCGACCCCGUCAGUGUGACAAAUGUUCUGUCUGGCGCGUGUGACAUUAUGACCUAUGGGACGGGCAUCAUUUGUGGCCUGAACUUCUUGCAGGCUCUUUUCAUCAACUGUUGUUGGAGGUCACUAGGGUGUGCAUUCACCCAGCAGAUGCUGACGGCCCUCACCUGCCUGUUCUGUAGUUGCUGUGGCGCUGCUCUCACCAUCGACUUCCUGUUGUGGUGCAAUCUGCUGAACAGCUCCCUGCAGCUUCACGGCAUGUUCUACGACAGCUGUUCAGAAACAGCCGAGAAGUAUGACUCACAUCACUUUUCCUCCAACAUGACCGCCUACUACCGGAAACUGGAAAUACAGCAGGCGUGUCACUGGGCAAUAGUUCCUCUCGGUUUCAUCACUAUCGUCGUGUACACUUUCGUCAUGUGCCGCUUCACCCUGUCUAACCAGGACGGCCCCAGUCGACCUGUCGGCCACUACUACCUGCUGCGGUCUGAGGAGUUAUCUCCCUUGAUACCUUCCGACAGCAUGCAGGUGUCGUCUCACGCCCCCAUUCGAUCUAUCAGCUGCGCGUCACGUGACGUGCCGUUUGGUGACGUCCCGACUGAUCGACCUGUCUCAGCCCUCGGCGCAUCUUCUCCCCUUCUCUCAGCAGGCACCGCCAGCAACUACGCGGCUUGAGUCGGAAUAUUUACUGUGCUAUGACACACAAGUGACACUGUCACACACAAGUGACACUGUCACACAACUGACACUGUCACACAGCUGACACUGUCACACACAGCUGUCACGAUACCUUCCUGAUGCGAGUUUCUGUCUCUCGUUUUGAAUCCCACAGAACGGGUGUUGAGAAGAGGGAGGAUUGUUUACCAAUAUUUGUGUGACAAUCACGAAUGAGGAGCGCAGUUUGAUUGGCUGAUGAUUUAGUCUCCAUGUUUUGUCAUCUCUGUCGGCACAGGAAUAACAAUGACAUUAAUGUAAGUACGAAGUACGAUUGCCUUCUAAAGGUCUCCAAGAAGGGCCCUUAAUUGCUAUGCCAUGUCUGGUAAAAAUGAUAAUAAUGAUGAUAAUCUUUGUGAUGAUACUGAUAAGGAUGAUGAUUAAAAAUAACACAACAGUUAUUAUUAAAAAAUGUUGUAUUCUUUAAUCAACUCUAAAUUGAACUCUAAAGUCAAUCAACACAUCCACAAAGGUGGUUUCUAGACUUCUUACUUUUCUUUUUGACUAUAAUUUUUUUUUAACAAUUUAAUGAAUGAAUGAAUUCUACCUGGUGUACUGGCGUGGAGAACAGUCCGCAGUGUCUUGCUGUUAUGAGUUCUCACUACAUGAUUCUUAUGAAUUAAUCCCAUGGAAACUGACUUUAACAUUAUUUUGCAAGAGUUUUGCCAUGAUGCUUUUUGUUGUGUUAAACUUUGCUUUCAUCUGAUUGGUCACAGAUAAGGUUUACUGUACAGACAUACAAUGUAAACACUGGAAACAAAUAAUGAUCAACGGUUCUGGCUUUACGGUGUGCACUUGUGACAAAUAAUGUGCGAUAAUCUAAAACACAAAUAUAUAUAUAUGUAAUUCAAACAUGCUUCUUAAACAACACUGAUAUUUUAAACCACAACAGGAUAGUGAACAUUACAUAUAUAGUACACAGCACAGACAUACUAUUACACACUCCAUGACAGUUUGCUGACGUAAGCGGGAAAAUAUCGACAACUUUAGAAGUAAGAAAGUUUACACUGUUUUGAAAAAAAAAAUCAGUGUGGGCUCAUUGAAAACAAUGUAUGUACAGAAUUGUUAAAAUAAAGGUCAAUAAAGCAAUUCUAAAAGCA
Pomacea canaliculata is the source of this 2288-nucleotide messenger RNA. RefSeq lists its product as uncharacterized. NCBI's taxonomy places the organism in Eukaryota, Metazoa, Mollusca, Gastropoda, Architaenioglossa, Ampullariidae. The record is from RefSeq and is a predicted model, not a curated record. The coding region runs from base 337 to 1149 and encodes 270 amino acids. The transcript has 7 exons.